UGUUAUUACAAGCAUGCCAAGAUCUGAAAUCGAACAAAAACUGGAUUUUUACAGGAAAAAAGAUGCAGUACCAAAUACGGUAAAGGCUACCCAAAAUUUGAUGAAGAAGUUUAAUGAAUUUCGGCAUCAUUAUAAUUAUGUCACACCAAUUGAAACUCUUUUAAUUGAGCAACAAAUAUGUGAAUUUAUUGCGCAAAUGACAAAAAAAGAUGGAGGUGAAUACAAAGCUAAAUCAUUAAACAGACAGGCUAUCGAUAGAAUAAAUAGAUAUAUUAACAAAACCGGUGCAAUUCGUGGUCUUAAUUUACAUGACAAGUAUCAAUUUCUGGAUUUACAUGAUAUUUUAAAUGGAUUUGGUGAAAAGGAAGGAUCUAUGGCUUUAACAGCGCAACAAGUUAAAGAGAUUCUUAGUGAUAAUAAAAAUAAUCAACGAGGAAUUCAAGGUGAAAAUGCACACUGUAUUCAGUUACCACCUGAUUCAUCAGAUAUUCCUGGACCUGUUAGCGAUUUUACCAAAUAUAUUUCCAAACGUCCACUAGGUGCUUCUGAUAAUUUCUAUUUGCAACCAAACCCAAAUUGGCGUAAUACUAAUAUUUGGUAUCUUAAAACUCAUUGUGGUUUGAAUCAAGUUGGAAAUUUUAUGAGAGAUAUAGGGCAAAAAGUUAAAGAUACUGAUAUACCAGAGGAUGCCAUUAUGAAUAUUACAGGACACAGAAGUUCACAAGGAUUACGUGCAUAUAAAACUGUUAAUGAAAGUCAAAAA
Molecule: messenger RNA, 763 nt
Organism: Racocetra persica
Lineage: Eukaryota; Fungi; Glomeromycota; Glomeromycetes; Diversisporales; Gigasporaceae
Source: the annotation of a GenBank genome assembly